GCGCCGCUUCUGAGCUGGUUACUGCUCUGGUCCACCCCCGCCGUUCGUUCGAUAAACCCUUCCACUCUCUUGCAUCCAACGCUCGCAGGACGACGACAAACACACGUUUCUGAGACUGGGAAAUGUCCGCCUAUCACACAGACUACCCAGUCAGCGCAUCCCAGCAGCCCUCGUACCCCCCGCGCCAGCCACUUGAUUCCGAGGAAGAUCUCAAGGCUCCCUACGACGACCUCAUCGACCAGUAUGCUGCUCCGUAUGCUGCCUCAAACCGACAUCAGACCUUUGCUGUCGACGCCCCACCACUAAGUCCAACGAAGCAGCACCGCCGAGGCGUCUCCUACAAGCUAUCCGAGUACGAGACGAAGAGCUCAGAAGAUGCCGCGCCUCGCGUACAUCCUCCUCCUAUGCCGACGAUCGAGAAGGACUCUCGGACAUUUUGGGCGAAGAUCUUACCGGAGUCGCUCGCAUGUCGACUAUACGUCGUCACUGUACUAGUGGAGACCGCGAUCGAUCUGGCAAUAGAGGGCGACAUUCUACUUCGCUUCCAGGAGGAGAAGAACAAGAAUCCCAAUGCGAGUAAUACGACCGAGUCAAACAAAAUGCCCGUAUACCUCUUCAUAUUUGCUCUGGCUCACGUAUUCCAGUUUGCUAUGGCCUGUGAUGCUGUGUACAACCGUAACACGCUGCAGUUCCUAGCCCUCACCAUAUUCAAUGCACUCCUGCUCAUCUAUGCCAUCAUCCAGAAGGGCGAAGUACAGGAUGCUCUGAACGAGAUUACACUCCCCGAUGGCGUAUCUCAUAUUCCCAUAGGUUACCUAACGACAAUCAUCCCAAUCGUCAUCGCUGUGGCGGAAGUAGCCUAUAUGGCGCUGGGGUGGAAGAUCUACAACGAGUUCGGCUGGAAGGUUUACAAGUUCCUUGGAGCAGACCGGCGGAUCAAGAAGAUGUAUGCCCACUACCAAAUUUUCGAAUGCCUGAUGAAGUUCGACUUGUUCUUCUUCGUUGGAUUCUCGGUGCAGUUCAUCUGGCUGGUCCUCAACAAUGACAAGAGCUGGGAAUACUAUGUUACCUACGCUGCUCUGCCGCUGUCCAUUGUUCUUCUGAUCGAAGGCCACCUGGCUGCGAGACACGAAAACCGAUGGAUGAUGGCCACCUUCAUGUCCGGGUGUGUGGGUGCCCUUGUGUAUUUCGUAUAUAAGCUUGUCAAAGUUAUGCUGUACAGAACAACCGCCCAGUUCUUCUUGAUCUGGAGAACACUUACUAUAUUCUCCGUAAUCGCGAUCAUUCUCCUCCUUGCGACAUUUGUUAUGGCCUUUGUCGUCAUAAGUAACUUUGGGCGAGGUCUGAAGGCGCAAAUGGACAAGAACAAGAGUGGUCCUACAGCACACAGUCGGUGGGGGUCACAACAUGUGAAUCGUUCCAUGAGUGUGAACCCCAAUCGGAUGAGUAUAGACUGAUUGUCUAUGCACACUCUCAUUUUUGCAUGGACUUGUACUCAUUAGCUGACCAUACGUUGUUCUCUUGCAUUCCACCCUCACGCCGGACUUUGUUCACUACUACCUGCCAGAACCUCAUCUUCCCUGCAUCCGCUUCCGCCUCUAUUGUCCUCUCCUCCCCCGCCUCCUUUACCCGUCCUGUCUGCUGUCUAACUGAGACAUCUACUACCAUAUCAUUUGCGCUUGCUCAUUGUUGCUGGCUCCACAUUUCAGGCGUAUAUAUUUCCGGUCUUUCUGGCCUUUACCCUCGUUGCCUUACGGCGUCUUGUUGACAGAAAUUGUAGAUGUAUCGUUAGGCGUAAUUUACCCAGAAGAGAUCAUACCACAUGCUAUGCAGCAAAUGUGUUCGUCAGGG
Gloeophyllum trabeum ATCC 11539 is the source of this 1851-nucleotide messenger RNA. RefSeq lists its product as uncharacterized. The record is from RefSeq and is a predicted model, not a curated record. NCBI's taxonomy places the organism in Eukaryota, Fungi, Basidiomycota, Agaricomycetes, Gloeophyllales, Gloeophyllaceae. The coding region runs from base 123 to 1457 and encodes 444 amino acids. Gene Ontology annotation, cellular component: Golgi apparatus. The transcript is spliced from 7 exons.